This is a messenger RNA of Hordeum vulgare subsp. vulgare (domesticated barley), 866 nucleotides long. RefSeq names its product acidic proline-rich protein PRP25-like. The transcript has 3 exons. The record is from RefSeq and is a predicted model, not a curated record. NCBI's taxonomy places the organism in Eukaryota, Viridiplantae, Streptophyta, Magnoliopsida, Poales, Poaceae. Bases 18 to 668 code for a protein of 216 amino acids.
UUUUUCUAUUUUAACAUAUGGUUUUCGAAUUUGGUAAAAAAAAUCGUUGUAUUUUUGAAAAUAAAUCCCCGCCGCCGCGGACGCGGCAAGGCGCGCGAGUGCGGUACAACCACCUUGCUGCGGCCCCGCUGCGCCCAACGUCGCCAACUCAAACGGGCUCCACUUUGCCGUCUGUUCCACCUAAUACUGUAAUAUCUGCCCACCUGUCUCCUUCGCUGCCCAUAGAGCAUAACAUACAGGUCCAUAGAGCUCGCCGCCUCCUUGUCUCCUUCGCUGCCUCUCUCUCGUCGUCGUCCCUCGCAGGGAAGCACGGGGAAUUAACCGCCGCCAUGAGCUACUACGGCCAGCAGCAGCCCCCCGUCGGCGUGCCUCCACAGCAAGGGUAUCCAGGGAAGGAGGAGUACCCGCCGGCAGGCUACCCUCCGGCCGGGUACCCACCGCCGGGGCAGGGGCAGGGCUACCCUCCCCAGGGAUACCCGCCGCCGCAGCAGGGUGGGUAUCCGCCACAGCAGGGUGGGUACCCGCCGCAGCAAGGGUACCCGCAGCAGGGGUACCCGCCUCAGUACGCCCAGCAGCCGCCGCGGCAGCAGCAGAGCAGCGGCCCCUCCUUCAUGGAGGGAUGCUUGGCUGCCCUUUGUUGCUGCUGCCUGCUGGAGGCUUGCUUCUAAGUUCUAAGCGACAAGGAACGGAUUUGGUGCAGCAAAUUGGGAUUCAGUGAGCAGAUUUGUGUUCCAUAUUGGAGAUUGGGAUUGGCUUGUUGAUUAGUACUCGUACUUCUUAGAGGAGAUUGCAAUAACUCCUUACCGUCAUGUUUGUAUGUUCAGAUCAUUGUUGUACCUCUUCGCAAAAAAAAUAUGAUUGGUGUA